AUGGCUUUAGUCGAUUCUCCUGUACCCGAGCUUCAGUUUUCAAAAAGAUGGCAUCUUCUUGGACCAUUUCGGAUAGGCACGCGAGAAGCUGUGUGGGGAGCUAAUCCGCUUGAAGCCUAUGGCGGCUUUCACAGGCUGCCUGUGGAUUCUGAAGCCAAGUUUCACAGCUCCCUAGGCAUUGAUGGGCUGGUGAAAUGGUCGACACUGGAAGAUGUCUUGAGCUGUGGUUCGUUCACAGAACGUCUAUCGAUCGAGCUUAACAUUGCGUUCCCGUCAGUGAACUGGACGUUCCAACAAUCUGUAUAUGGCUGGCCAGCAUUACAAUAUCAAGCAUAUGCGCGCGGUUUCAUUGAUUUGACAGGGCACUCUUCACAUAGAGUGGCUUUCUCUGCCGAGCAUGUUCUCGAGCUCGCCGUGAAUGACAGUCCCAUUUUUGGGGGUGACGUCUAUGGAUUUUGUCGUGCACCCAUGAUCUUGGAUCUGGUUCCGGGUAAGAACAAGAUUGAUCUACGCUUGAUUCGUGAUGUUCGAGCCAUGGGUGGCAUUGGGAGUCCUUCGAUUUUUGUCCGGUUGAGUUUCGGGCGGUGCGAUAGGGGCUUGAAUGUUGUUGAUAAGUCUACUAUUCUGCCGGACGUGAUCAAUGGGAAAUUGACAAGCCCAUAUGCGUCUGUUAUCUUAUGCAAUGCGGCUGAAGACUGGGUUAGUAUUGUUGCUGUACGAAGUUAUAAUGACUCUUCAAAUAUCAGAUUACUAAGUCCGUCAUCUGUAUCAUUUGCGCCUGGUCAAUCACGACCUGUGGGGCUCUACUUCAGUGCUUGCUCUGUCGACGUGGUCCAAGGUAUCAGGAUAGCCUUUGUUUAUAAGAUGACGAGCCACCAGUUCGAGCAGGCCACGCCUUUCCUCCAGCUUAAUUUCUGUCAGAGACUGAUUCAAAGCCCCCAUAAGUUUACGUUCUUACAUCCAAGUGGCACAGUAUCCUAUGCCAUCCUACGGCCUCCAUCAAGCAAUGUGAUAAAGCCAAGGCUUCCCAUCCUUAUGAACCUUCAUGGUGCCGGUCUAGAAUCGGACAGCCACCAAGUACGUCAUAUGCUGGAUGCUGUGCCUGAGCUAGAUGCUUGGGUCUUAUUUCCAACUGGCAUGAGCCCAUGGAGUGGUGAUGACUGGCAUGUGUGGGGUUACGCAGAUGUCACAGCAGCCGUUUCAGCGAUACCUCAAUGGAUCCGUAACAUGAACUGGUCAGGACCAGGCGUUGACACCGAAAGCUGGUUCGUGACUGGCCAUUCAAAUGGUGGACAAGGUGCGUGGUUUAUAUCCACACACCAGCCAGACAAAGUUAUUGCUACUGCAGCUCUUUCUGGCUACUCUUCCAUCCAGAACUAUGUUCCAUACCUGAUGUGGAGAGAAGUCAGCCCACUGGUGGAGUCAAUUGUUCAAAACUCUUUGAGCAGCUACCGCCAUGAGCUUUUAGUGGAAAACAUGAAGGGCAUCCCUAUCUAUCAACAGCAUGGUGCCGAAGAUGACAACGUUCCUCCAUAUCACUCACGACUUAUUCACAGUCUUCUCCAUGAGAGCGGCUGUCCGUCAACGUAUAUGGAACUGUCCGAACAGGGCCACUGGUUUGAUGGGGUUAUGACAACUGGUCCACUUCGGGCCUUUUACAUGUCUAUUCUGGAUUCUGACACUUCAAGAAGACAAAUCCCAAAGGACUUUAGAUUUUGUGUGCCCAACUCUGGCGAUACUGGUUACCGAAUGGGCAUUUUGGCUGACCAGCUGGAAUCACCAGACUAUCUCGGCACGCUCAGUGUUCAUCGAGAUGAUGAAGAGCGUCUUUGGCAUAUCAAAACAUCAAACAUGCAUCGCAUGCACCUUUGCUUUCCUGUCACUGGAGUCCAACAGCCUAAAGCACUCCUGGUUGAUGAAACCUCAAUCCAGAUUCCCACAACCAACGCCACAGAAGAAGUAGCCCUUGUCAGACAAAAUGACAAAUGGAAGAUGGUGAACGGCCAGAACUGGAAAUGUCUAUUUACUCGUUAUGGAAGGCAACGAGGGAGUCUGGAUGCAAUUUUGAGAACCUCGUCACCUUUUAAAAUGCAGGUGUGCUCAGACGGAGCUCAGGAAGCUGCAUUACAAGUGAGCCGGAACCUGAUCCAAUACUAUCGUGCUGAUGCCGAGAUUGUUACCCCUGAGCAAUAUUCUGAAGGCCCCAAUUGCGGGAAUGUCAUCACUCUUGUCUUGGGCAACGCUGUUCUUUUCCCCCUCUUAGCUGACUUUCCCAUCCAAGUACAUGCCAACGGCAUCGAGAUAAGGAGACCAGGCGUUGACAAGCUGAAGCGGAUACCUUCACAUGCAGGCCUUGGGACUGCUUUUCUUCGGCCACUUCACAAUGAGAAUCUUGAACUGGUUCUUUGGGGCUAUGACAGUGUUGGUCUGCAGCAGGCAGUCCGCAUGGUGCCUAUAUUGACAGGAGCAGGACAGCCAGAUUUCAUAGUUCUGGACAAUGAUGCCAGGUGGAAGGGUGUUGGAGGAGUGUUAGCAAUGGGCUUCUUUGACUAUGCAUGGCAGAUUUCUCAAGCAUCCUACAUACCUUAA
Messenger RNA from Endocarpon pusillum Z07020, 2589 nucleotides. RefSeq lists its product as uncharacterized. The coding region runs from base 1 to 2589 and encodes 862 amino acids. The transcript has 3 exons. Lineage: Eukaryota; Fungi; Ascomycota; Eurotiomycetes; Verrucariales; Verrucariaceae. The record is from RefSeq and is a predicted model, not a curated record. Gene Ontology annotation, molecular function: serine-type peptidase activity. Gene Ontology annotation, biological process: proteolysis.